Molecule: messenger RNA, 1911 nt
Organism: Ictalurus punctatus (channel catfish)
Lineage: Eukaryota; Metazoa; Chordata; Actinopteri; Siluriformes; Ictaluridae
Product: succinate receptor 1-like
Exons: 1
Coding region: 409-1287 (292 amino acids)
Biological process (GO): G protein-coupled receptor signaling pathway
Cellular component (GO): plasma membrane
Molecular function (GO): G protein-coupled receptor activity
Source: RefSeq, a predicted model, not a curated record
UUAAAAUAAAAACUCAGUUUGUGACUUCAUAAAAACCUUCCAUUUGAAUAGCCAUUUAAUAGCCACAACUAAGUUGUUCUUUUUUUGCUGUUAUAAUAAUAAAGUAUGUUGUAUUUAGUUAGUAUUUGGAUGAAAUACACUAUUUAUAUUGAAAUGCACAACUCCACACACAUUAGCACAGCACCAUAAUUCAUGAUCACAAAAAUAGCAACAGAGCUCAAGCAUGAAACCCAACCCCAAAAAAACUCACAAAACAAUACGCCAGUGUUAACCAUCAAAUUGUGCUUACAUUGGCAUGAAAAGUGAGGCAUUUAUGUGCACUAAUUAUAUGUACAAUAAUCUUUAUUGUUGCAGGAUAACUGUUCCGGUUUCAUCACUCCACUAUUAGAGAGAGAUUACCUCUCGCCAAUGUAUGGUCUGGAAUUUACUAUUGGCUUCAUCGGAAACCUAGUGGUGAUCCUCGGCUAUAUCUUUUGCCUCCCUGCUUGGAAGUCCACAAACGUGUACCUAUUUAACCUGUCUGUGUCUGACCUCAUCUUCCUGUGUACUUUACCUGAGCUGUCCUAUAACUAUGCUCACAACCUGAAGAAGUUCAAUUCUGCACUAUGUGUGGUUAAUCGCUACAUCCUCCAUGUGAACUUGUACUCUAGCAUCCUUUUCAUGAUGUGGGUAAGUGUGGACCGGUUCUUGUUGCUGUGUCACCCACAGCGAGAACACAUCUUGUUGACUCUCAAGGCCGCAUUAUGUAUCACCAUACUAAACUGGAUCUGGGUGAACGCUCAAAUCACUCCCCUCAUCAUCUUCAUUAUCCAGGACUUGGAGCAAAAUGGCUGGACAGUGUGUCGUGAUUUUGCAAGCCUGGGAGUGGCAAAAGUUACUCUGAUUUACAGCAUAGUGCUCACCAUAACUGGAUAUGUGAUGCCCCUGGGGGCUUUGUUUCUAUCAUCACAAAGGAUGGUUUCUGUACUUGUGAAAAGAGAGGAGGUGCUUGGGACAUCCUUCCAAAGGCCAGUAAGAAUUGUGAGAGUUGCAGCAAUCAUGUUUCUGGUGCUCUACACACCCAUCCAUAUAAUGAGGAAUGUGCGUCUUGCAUCACGGCUUUCUGAACUAAAUUUGUCAAAGUGCACCGUAGAUUACAUCAAUGCGGCUUACAUAGUGACACGGCCAAUUGGAUUUGCUCACAGUGCCAUCAACCCUGUGUUUUACUUCCUCAUGACAGACAGCUUUAAAGAAGCACUGCAUGACAAGUGGAGGCAGCUUAAAAGGAUGAUAAUGACUGCAUCAUAAGCAAGUCUGACCUAUCAAGCAAAGACAACACUAAUAACAAUUGACUUUAACUUCCAAAUCUUACUGUUGCUUUCAAAUCAUACUUAAGCAUCAUUCUUACAAAAGAUAUUUAUUUAGUUGGUGAUGAUGAUGACAAUGAGCCACAUCACCCGAAAUCCCCAACAGGUGUUCAGUUGAGUUUAGACCUGUGACUGUGAAAGCCAUAGCAUAUGAUUUGCAUUUUUAUACUCAUUAAACCAUUCAGUGAGCCCAUUUUCCCUGUGGAUGGGGUCAUCCUGGAAGAUACCACUCCCAACAGAAUAGGAAUGUUUAAUCACAUGAUAAAUUUGAUCAAUUGGACAAAUACAUUUUUGAUCAAUUUUAUAUUACAGUAAUGAAUGGAAGACAUUCUAACUUUUAUUAUUGACCUUGAUAGAAAGAUAGAGUGUUACAUCAGAGCAUGUUUCAAACAGAGAAUUUGAAAAAUCUGUGCAGCUGCCAGUCCUUUUGGAUGCAUAUGAUUGGUACAUCUGCUGUUAUGUAGACAAGUUUACAGAGAAAUAGGAUGCUUCAGACAAAAGUUCUUUACCAGUUGUGCAAGCAAAACAUGUUGUUUGCUAUCCGUACAAUUAUUAGUAAAGUACA